Molecule: messenger RNA, 2861 nt
Organism: Microplitis mediator
Lineage: Eukaryota; Metazoa; Arthropoda; Insecta; Hymenoptera; Braconidae
Product: PAX3- and PAX7-binding protein 1
Exons: 17
Coding region: 197-2671 (824 amino acids)
Biological process (GO): mRNA splicing, via spliceosome; spliceosomal complex disassembly
Cellular component (GO): U2-type post-mRNA release spliceosomal complex; nucleus
Molecular function (GO): DNA binding
Source: RefSeq, a predicted model, not a curated record
CAUAAAAAAAAAUGAUGUGACGAUUGGUGACGAUUUUGCAUGAUGAUAGUGAUAGAAACUGAGAUAAACGUAUAAAUUAGGAAAAGGUCAUAGGUAAUAAAUAGUUUUCCUUGGAGUAAAGAAUCAAUUGGAGGAGCACCCUAUAUGUGUUGGUACUCAGUCUAUAUCCAUAAAGAGUAAGAAUUAAAGGUAAAAAAUGUCGUUAUUUAAUAAACCAAAAAGAAACAUACGCCGGCGUUCUUUCAAUGAGGAAUAUGAAGACAACGAAAAUAGAAUGGAGUCUGAUGAUGUCCAGCCAUCAGUUAAAUCUAAGCCGAAGAAGAAGGAAAAACCCAAACAAACGCUCCUCAGUUUUGGAGAGGAGCUAGAGGAAGCCGAUGAUGGGGAGGUUUUUAAAGUCAAGAAGUCAUCAAGGAGCAAAAAACUGAUGAAACAGCUCGAUCACGAAAGGAGAAAAAAGAAAGGUGAAGAGAAAAUUCAAGUGGACUCUGAGCAAGCGAACAUGUCUAUUAAGCGCGACAAUGAUUUAGAAAUAAAGACAGAUGAUCUAGUAGUUAAAAUUAAAAAUACUGCACCGCUUAUUUUAAACGGAAGAGCUGCGUUGGUCGCUGGAAAAGAUGAUUAUACUUCUGACGAAGAGGAUGAUUCAGCGGCACACAAGUUCAGGAAAAAUUUUACCAAAACAGAUCCUAUGAAAUUAUUUUUAGAAAGUGGAUGCAUUCCUGAUGCUGCGAUGAUUCAUGCUGCUAGAAAAAAACGUCAGAAAGCCAGAGAGCUGGGAACAGAUUUCAUACCUGUCGAAGAAGUACAGACUGAAGAAAAAGGAAAAUCGAGAUUGAUAAGAGAAGAGGAUCAUGAUCGUAGUGACGACGAUGAGUCCCAUGAGCGGAUGGACAUGACCGUAAAUGUAGAAGCGCGUGAUAAAGAGAAACGAAGAGAGGCAUUUUUAGCCUCACAAGUUCCAAUAAAAAUGUCUGAUGAUGAAAGUGAGCACGGUAAUGAGGAAGAAGAGUGGGAGGCUCAACAAAUACGUAAAGGAGUCACUGGCGCUCAAAUCGCUGCUGCUCACCAGGAUUCGAUUAUGCAACAACAGUAUUCUCUGGGUUUAAACAAUCAAUACGUAACUGGAACCGGAGUGCCUUUGGAAAUGGCCAUGAUGCCCGCACCUCCACCACCGCCGUGUAUUCAACCACCAGAUCCUACUAAAUUCGUCCCCGUGCCACCCGAAGAAAUCCUUGGGAGAAUGCGCUCAAGCGGGUCGAGUUUUAUUCAAGUGCAUCGCAAACGUCAGCAGGACCAAGUCCAGCUGAUAGAAGAGUUACAGCAGACGCGGAAGGAACUGGAUGAGGGUGAAGUUCGCGCGCCUCAACAGGCUCAGCGCUUCAAAUAUUACCAAGAGUUGCGUGGGUAUGUCACUGACUUGGUAGAGUGUCUUGAUGAGAAGCUGCCAAUGGUGAUCGGACUGGAGCAGCGGUGGCUAAAUUUGUACAGCGAACGUUCUACUGAACUUAUGGAACGACGUCGUCAGGACACACGCGAUCAAACUGAAGAAAUCACUUCCGCUUCGAGAGGACAAGUUAUGAGAAGAGGCCCAGAAGAUGACGCGCGUAUUCGACGGGCAACCGAACGUGAAGGCCGACGAGCACGACGACGCAGAGCUCGCGAACUCAUGCAAAAUGUCCCGAAACAUAAUGACGGGAUGUCGAGUGACGAUGAAGUUACUGAGCAACAAAAUCUUGCUUUUAAACAAGCGAAAGAGGAAAUUGACGAAGAAAGCAGAGAUAUUUUUUCUGACGUUAUGGAUGACUUUUGUACCGUCCGAGGCAUUUUAUCUAAAUUAGAAUCCUGGAGAGAAACAGACAUGGAGGCUUAUACAGAGGCUUAUGUUUCAUUAUGUAUUCCGAAAAUGAUUUCACCAAUUGUGCGAUUACAACUUAUUACAUGGAAUCCGUUAAUGGAAAGUACUGAUUUAGAACGUACCAAGUGGUAUAAUUCAUUACUACUCUACGCGUUGGAUCAAAAAGAAACAGAAGAAUCUCUCAGGCGUGAUCCAGAUGUCAGAUUAAUACCACUAGCUAUCGAAAAAAUAGUUAUUCCAAAAUUAACUUCUAUUGUGGAGAAAAUAUGGGACCCAAUGUCCACAUCACAAACUUUACGACUCGUUGGUACCGUCCGUCGUCUUAUCAUAGACUAUCCUAAUCUUAACGAGAAAAGUAAACAGUUACAGCUGCUUUUCACUGCUAUCUUAGAAAAAAUAAAAGCUGCCAUUGACAAUGACGUAUUUAUGCCUAUUUUUCCAAAAAUUUUGGAUCCUAAACAUCCGUUCUUUCAAAGACAAUUUACAAUGGCCGUUAAAUUACUGAGAAAUAUAUUAAGUUGGCAAGGAUUACUUGGCGACAAUCAAUUGAAAUUAUUAGCAAUAACUUCAUUACUCAACCGCUAUCUUUUAGCAGGAUUAAGAUUUUCUCCAGCAGUAGACGCUUUAAAUAAAGCGAACAUGAUUAUGACUACUCUACCCCGGGCAUGGCUUCAUGGGGGUACCAUUGAAGAUUUAAAUAUGUUUGCAACACUUAUUAAUCAACUAAGUGAUAAACUAGAUCAAGCCAACCCAGCCCACCAUGAGGCCUGGGAAUACUCUCAAUCAAUUUUGCGAUUAAUAAAACCAUUGUAAAAAAUCCAUAGGCUACUAAACAAAAAAAAACUAAUCAGUAGUUAUGUUUAAAAAAAAUAAAUAAAAUAAAAGACAAAAAUAACAUCAAAUGCUUUGUACAUUCUGACUAAUUACCGUAUACUUUUAAGUGUUAAAUUAAAUUUAACAAUACCAGUAAAUUUGUAUAGAAUUUAUUUGAAAAAAUAUUUUA